Molecule: messenger RNA, 234 nt
Organism: Dinoponera quadriceps
Lineage: Eukaryota; Metazoa; Arthropoda; Insecta; Hymenoptera; Formicidae
Exons: 1
Coding region: 14-214 (66 amino acids)
Biological process (GO): mitochondrial respiratory chain complex I assembly
Cellular component (GO): mitochondrion
Source: RefSeq, a predicted model, not a curated record
UCGUACGACAGUAAUGGAGGCAGUGAGAAAGGCCAAGGAGAGAUUGAGACAGUAUCCCGCUCUAAUAGCCAAAUGUCACGAAUCGGCAUCGAAGUACGCGUCAUGCGUGUUGGCGAAAUCCAACCUGGAGAAGAACGCCUGCGCCGCGGAGUUUGACGAGUUGAAAAGAUGCCUCGUGAAAGCAGCAGUUGCGAGCGGUAACACGAAAUUAUAGAUGUGACCGGACCUUAAAUU